Tupaia belangeri chinensis (Chinese tree shrew) is the source of this 1016-nucleotide messenger RNA. RefSeq names its product methyltransferase 5, N6-adenosine (gene METTL5). Gene Ontology annotation, biological process: rRNA methylation. The record is from RefSeq and is a predicted model, not a curated record. The coding region runs from base 216 to 725 and encodes 169 amino acids. The transcript is spliced from 6 exons. NCBI's taxonomy places the organism in Eukaryota, Metazoa, Chordata, Mammalia, Scandentia, Tupaiidae. Gene Ontology annotation, molecular function: nucleic acid binding; rRNA (adenine-N6-)-methyltransferase activity.
UCGUGGCGUCGCUUCCGGUCGCGGCUGAGGUGCAGGUCGCCUCCUGAGGUGUGAGGACCCGGCUGAGUUAUCCUGCCGCUGCUCCUGGCGGCCCCAAGGAGCACGUGGACACCCGAGAAGCGGGUCAGAGGCUGGCCUUGCGUCUUCGCUGCAUCCCCGAACGAAUCUGCAUCCCAGAUCCUGUGCGGUUAAACCCUGCGAGCCUACACUUUGGAAUGAAAAAAUUAAGGCUUAAGGAGCUAGAGAGUCGCCUGCAACAAGUGGAUGGAUUCGAAAAGCCCAAGCUACUUCUAGAACAGUAUCCGACCAGGCCUCACAUUGCAGCAUGUAUGCUUUAUACAAUCCAUAACACUUAUGAUGACAUUGAAAAUAAAGUGGUUGCAGAUCUAGGAUGUGGUUGUGGAGUGCUUAGCAUCGGAGCUGCAAUGUUAGGAGCAGGGUUGUGUAUUGGAUUUGACAUAGAUGAAGAUGCAUUAGAAAUAUUUAAUAGGAAUAUAGAAGAGUUCGAGUUAACAAAUGUUGACAUGGUUCAAUGUAAUGUGUGUUUAUUAUCUAACACAAUGUCCAAGUCAUUUGAUACCGUAAUUAUGAAUCCUCCCUUUGGGACCAAAAACAAUAAAGGAACAGAUAUGGUUUUUCUAAAAACUGCUUUGGAAAUGGCAAGAACAGCAGUAUAUUCUUUACACAAAUCUUCAACUAGAAAAAUCUCAAAGUGGAGAAAAUAAGCCCAGAACUGAGAUUACUUAAUUCAGGAAAAGAAACUACAAGCACAAAUUAAUGUGUUAUUUACGGCACUGGAAAUAUUUGGACCUUAAGAAUGAAGUGAAAUAGUUUGACAACUUAAUAAAAAGUAUUACGAAGACCACAAACAUGGAUGAAAUGCCUGUAUCAUGUAUUGAGGUCUCUAUUAGCAUUUCUAGAAAACUAAUGCAUGUACAUUUGCAGGGUUAUAGUUAUGGUCUUUAUUCAUUUCCAUUGAUGUUGAAGUAUUGAAUAUAUUUUAAAAUUCAUAAGGU